AGUUUGUCAACCAUUUAACUUAAUUAACUCCUUAUUUUCCCCCUAUUUCUUGACUUCUUCUUUCAGCAACUUUCCCCCAAUCUCGGUUCAUCCUCCCUUUCUCCCCAAAAACCCUAUCCAAAUUCCGGCAACAUGUGCACUCUCCAAAAACGCAACAACCUCUUCAUCCUAACCCUAACCGGAUCCGACCAACACCGUCUCAACCCCACUUUAAUCGCCACCAUCCGCUCACUUCUCUCCGAAGUCAAAUCCCAGUCAACGCCGGGAACCGCCCUAAUCACCGUCGCAGAAGGCAACUUCUUCUCCAACGGCUUCGAUCUCGCUUGGGCAUCCUCCCAAUCCAACGGCUCACCAUCCGAAGCGGUCAACCUCUUACGUCACAUGGUCAAACUCUUCAAACCCUUAGUCGCCGACUUAAUCUCGCUCCCCAUGCCGACAAUCGCCGCCGUCACCGGCCACGCCGCCGCUGCCGGACUGUUGUUAGCCAUGAGUCAUGAUUACGUCAUGAUGAGGCGAGAUCGGGGGGUGUUGUAUAUGAGUGAAGUGGAUUUGGGGAUGACGUUGCCGGAUUAUUUUACGGUGGUGAUGAGGGAGAAGGUUGCGAGGGCGGAGGUCCGGCGAGAUGUGUUGUUGCGUGGGGUGAAGGUUAAGGCGGAUGAGGCGGUGGUUAAGGGGUUGGUUGAUUCGGCGUAUGAUAGUGCGGAGGAGACGGUUGGGGGUGCGGUUAAGUUAGGUGAAGAGUUGGUUAAACGGAAGUGGGACGGUGAGGUUUACGGGGAGAUACGGAAGGCGUUGUAUCCGGAGAUGUGUAAUGUGUUGGGGUUAACGGCGAAAUCGGUUGUGAAAGCUCGGCUUUAGAAGGUUGAAGGGGUGUUAUUGUUACUUUUGUAUGUGUAAGGGUGUUAUUGUUACUUUUUGAAAUUAUAAUCUAAUCCAAUAAAAAACGUUGUUGGGGAAUAUUUGAUGAUGUAUGGUGUUUUCAAGGUGAAAAUUUUGUUUUAUACGGAAGUGUUGCACCUUUUUUUUAGUUGUGGAUAAUAAUAAAAAUAAUUUUCCAUCGUA
This is a messenger RNA of Helianthus annuus (common sunflower), 1062 nucleotides long. RefSeq names its product enoyl-CoA delta isomerase 2, peroxisomal. Gene Ontology annotation, molecular function: delta(3)-delta(2)-enoyl-CoA isomerase activity; enoyl-CoA hydratase activity. The coding region runs from base 133 to 858 and encodes 241 amino acids. The record is from RefSeq and is a predicted model, not a curated record. The transcript has a single exon. Lineage: Eukaryota; Viridiplantae; Streptophyta; Magnoliopsida; Asterales; Asteraceae. Gene Ontology annotation, biological process: fatty acid beta-oxidation. Gene Ontology annotation, cellular component: peroxisome.